Messenger RNA from Olea europaea var. sylvestris, 1986 nucleotides. Its product is annotated as pentatricopeptide repeat-containing protein At1g02150-like. Gene Ontology annotation, cellular component: mitochondrion. NCBI's taxonomy places the organism in Eukaryota, Viridiplantae, Streptophyta, Magnoliopsida, Lamiales, Oleaceae. The transcript is spliced from 2 exons. Bases 487 to 1725 code for a protein of 412 amino acids. The record is from RefSeq and is a predicted model, not a curated record. Gene Ontology annotation, molecular function: protein binding.
GGUUUUCUCGGCAUUCCCUAGAUGCAUGCCCAAAACCCGAAACCAUAAAGCUAGGAUAAAUUUUCAUUUUGUUGCCCUCUUUUUCUUGUCUUCAUCAGAAAUCAGAAUUCAAGAUCAUCCAUGGCAACGAUUCUCAAUGCCGUAAUAUCUCAAUUUCCCAUCUCAAAACCGUCUCUUUGUUUCCAGUUCCACAACUGCAACCACAACCACGUCUCUCUCCCAUCAAAACUAUCAUUUAAAUCGGUUAAUAUUACUACUCGAACCCAUAAGAAUCCAUCCUCCAUAAAAUGUUCAAUUUUUGAUAAGACAAUUGAGGGCCUACGUGCCUCUGGAAGAGGAUAUGAUUCUUACGGUAUAUUGAGGUAAGGCACAGACCGGGGAAUUUCAGACUGGAUUCACGGCUGUCAUGUGGUGUCCCCGAAUGAAGUGCCUGGGAAAAAGGGCGACGAUGUAUUAUCCAAGCUUCGAAAUGUGAUCUCGAGCCUCAUGAUUGAAGAACGUUACCAAGAUGCUCUUGAGGUCCACCAGCGGAUAAAUAAGUGGAAAGAGAGUGACAAAAUGACACCGGAGGACACUGCUAGGCAGUUGUAUUUGAUUGCAAGAGUACAUGGAGUUCCAAGUGCUGAAAAAUACUUCCUGAAAUUGCCAGAUGCCAUGAAGGACAACAGAACGUAUAAUGCUCUCUUGAUUAGGUAUGUGGUUGCUGGAAUGAAGAUGAAUGCUGAAUCCUUAUUUCAUAAAAUGAGAAAUGCAGGUUAUGCUAGUGAUGAGGAUUCAUUCUAUCCAAUGCUGAAAUUAUACAAGGACCUCAAGCAUAAUGACAAGGUCGAGUUACUGAUCUCAACAAUGAUAGAGGAAAACAUACAAUUAGGAGGCCGUUCCUACAGUAUUUGGCUGUGGUCCUGUCAAUCUCAAGAAUCUUUGGAUAAAAUAUUCAAACAUGUGCAACGGGAGACCCCCGGUUUCCCUUUUCAUCAAUUCUACAAAAUAGCUUUAAUGUACAACGAGUUGGGGCAGCUUGAAAAGGUUCGGGACUGUUUGAACGAAAUUGAGAGUAGAAUAACGUGGAAUGUAGAUUGCUUGGAUUAUGAUUACAUGAUUCUCAUGGAUGUCUGCUGUAGCCUUGGCAACAGACGCGAGCUUAACCGAUUGUGGGAAACUUACAAGUCUGUCUUGUCCAAAGACUCUACUAAUGGCUACAUGACAUUAAUUAAAUGUCUAUUUACAAUGGGUGAUAUUGAAGACGCUGAAAAGAUGUACGACGAAUGGUUUUCCAGACCUGAUGAUUAUGAUUCUGAUUCUGAUUCUGAUUCUGAUUGCGUACCUUUUGAGGAGCCUGGUCUUAAAAAAAGAAAUUAUCUAUUGUAUUGUUAUGCAAGGAAAGGGCUUUUUAAAGAAGCUGAGACAUUCUUCAACCAAAUGAUUGAAGCGGGAAUAAAACCGAGUCCGGAUACAUGGCAGAUUCUUGCCAAUAUCCACACCCAAGAGAGGAGGAUUUCUAAGGCUUUGCCUUGCUUAGGAGAAGCCUUUUUGGCUGGGGGUAAAGGUAGGGAAGGUUGGCAUCCGAAACCUCAAACGGUCACUUCCAUUCUUGAGAUUUGCGAAGAAGAAGCUGAUAUGGCAAGUAAGGAUGCGUUGUUUGAGAUGUUCAAGGAAGCCGAUCUUGAUGAAUCAACUGUCACUUAUUUAGUCACGCCCGUGCCCUACGUUGGACUUUUUUCUUAGAUUAUUUUCUUUUUCCUUUUUAUUUAUUUUUUCCCCAGAAAUUUCAUUUAUAAUGUCAGGGCAAGGUUUUUGGACACCUACAUAUUUCCAGUUUGUCACUAUACAUUCUUACAUCUUCCUAUUUAUUGUCACUAGGCGCGAGGUGUGGCCUUAUUAUUUGGCAGUUAACGGCGUUCGUUGACCGCCAAAGGUGUGGCAAGGCGCGCCUAGGUGCACAUUUUUCAAUAUAUAUAUGAUACCAAAUGGGGAGGUAUGCUGUUU